UAAAGAGCUUGGUGGCCGCCAUUUCGGGGAGUCACAGGUUUGCCAUUACACGGCCUGCCAUCUUCCCGUCCCGAGUAACCCUCUCACCCUGCCCUCCUCUCCCCACCCUGUCCGUGGCCCCGCUGGCCGCGCCGCUCCCCUGUCUAGCUCUGUAACGAAGCCUUGUUCUCUUUGUAGAUUUAGGCGGUUUGUCGACUGGAAACCGUCCUCUUUCCAUAAACAAGGCCGCGGCCUAGCUCUCAGCACACGGCGGGCGCCCCUCCAGCUCUGACCGGGGCUUCACCUCAGAUCUACCAAAAUGGCUGAUGACUUUGACAUAGAAGCGAUGCUGGAAGCUCCUUACAGGAAGGAUGAGAACAAAGUGAACAGUGCCAAUGGACAUGAAGAACGCAGCAAGAAGAAAAAAAAGAGUAAAAGCAGAAGCCGCAGUCGAGAGAGAAAAAGAAGUCGGAGUAAGGAACGUAAACGCAGCAAAGAUCGGGAAAGAAAAUCUAGUAAAAGUCGUGAAAGGAAACGCAGCCGCAGCAAAGAGCGAAAAAAGAGCCGGUCAAGAAGUAGGGAACGCAGGUUCAGAGGACACUACAGAAGCCCUUAUUCUGGGCCAAAAUUUGGCAGCUCUAUGCGUGGCAAGAUUGGAGUACCACACAGUGUAAAAAUAAGGCGGCGUUCAAAGAGUAGAAGUCCACAAAAGAAAGAAAAAAGUCCUGUCAGGGAGCCAAUAGAUAAUUUAACACCUGAAGAAAGAGAUGCUCGUACAGUUUUCUGUAUGCAACUUGCAGCAAGGAUUCGGCCUAGAGACCUGGAGGAGUUUUUCUCUACUGUUGGCAAGGUCCGUGAUGUGAGAAUGAUUUCAGACAGAAAUUCCAGACGCUCUAAAGGCAUUGCUUAUGUCGAAUUUGUGGAUGUGAGCUCCGUGCCUCUGGCAAUUGGACUAACUGGGCAAAGAGUGUUGGGUGUCCCAAUCAUAGUGCAAGCAUCUCAGGCAGAGAAAAACAGAGCAGCUGCUAUGGCCAAUAAUCUUCAGAAAGGCACAGCUGGACCAAUGAGGCUCUAUGUUGGAUCUCUGCACUUUAACAUCACAGAAGAUAUGCUGCGUGGAAUAUUUGAACCAUUUGGCAGGAUUGAAAGUAUCCAGCUUAUGAUGGACAGUGAGACUGGCCGAUCCAAAGGUUAUGGAUUUAUUACUUUUUCAGAUUCUGAAUGUGCCAAAAAAGCCUUAGAGCAGUUAAAUGGCUUUGAACUGGCUGGAAGACCAAUGAAGGUCGGCCAUGUAACCGAACGGACAGACGCAUCCAAUGCCAGCUCGUUUCUGGACAGUGAUGAAUUGGAGAGGACUGGCAUUGAUCUGGGAACUACUGGUAGACUUCAGUUAAUGGCAAGACUUGCUGAAGGUACAGGUUUGCAGAUCCCUCCAGCAGCACAACAAGCCCUGCAAAUGAGUGGGUCUUUAGCGUUUGGAGCUGUAGCAGAGCUACAAUCUAGGAUCUCACAGCAAAGUGAAGCACUUGCUGCAGCUGCCGCAUCCGCUGCUGCCAUCUCAUUAACAGCAACUACUCUCCCAGCUGCACCAGCUGCUCAGCCUCUUGCUACCCAGUGCUUUCAACUGUCAAACAUGUUCAAUCCUCAAACAGAAGACGAACCCGGGUGGGACACAGAGAUUAAGGAUGAUGUUAUUGAAGAAUGCAACAAACAUGGAGGAGUUGUUCACAUUUAUGUAGACAAGAAUUCACCGCAGGGCAAUGUCUAUGUGAAAUGUCCAACCAUUGCGUCUGCAAUUGCAGCAGUUAACGCUCUUCAUGGCAGGUGGUUUGCUGGCAAGAUGAUUACUGCUGCGUAUGUUCCGCUCCCAACCUACCACAGCCUUUUCCCUGAUUCAAUGACAUCAACUCAGCUUCUGCUUCCUGUUCGCCGAUGAAUUUCACAUAAAACCAUUUUGUACAUAGCAUUUUUUAUUUUCUUUUUUUUCUUUUAUUUUCUUUUCCUUUUUUUGGAGAGAGCAAAUUGUCCAACUUGUCAUUUUAUUUAGAUUGAGGUGUAAAGGAAAUGUGUACUGUCAUUUUGUGUAACAUAAUACUCGAAAUAAAGAUUGAAUGCAGUAUAUUGGCUUAAAGCAUUCAAACAUAAUUCCCUGUCCUAACUUACUGUCAAAAAGAAAAAAAUGCUCACCCUGGACUGUAGGGGUUUAAUUGUCAUUUCAUUUUUAAUGUCCCUCCACAAUGAAUUUGAAGAAUCUGUAAAAAGAAAACUCGGUUGGAGUAGUUGUUACAGAGUGUUUGGACUUGUAUAAAGACUAAUCUAAACCUUGGGAAUGGGGAGCACUGAGGCAUAAAUUGGAAUUAGAAUUUUAAAGCAUUGUGUUUAGGUUCAGUUAUGUACCACAGUUUCUUUUGUACAUAGUGUCAUGGUGUCUGUAAAGUACCAAACAAAUUUUUCAACUGUAUUUCCAGACUCUAAACACAGCCGGGCCGGGAAAUGCAGUGACAUUUUGGAUGGUUGCAUAUAAUCUUUUUUGCUCCUUUUUAAGCUCUGUGAGCUCUGGUUAUUUUUUUUUAUUUGGUGUGUUUGAAAAGACAGCUUGAUAUUUCUAUCAAACAACUUUCAUAUUUCAACUAUCUUUGUAAAGAUGCUAUCUCAAAUAAAAUUUCUUUGGAAAACGGUGGUAAUUUAAA
Messenger RNA from Pelobates fuscus (common spadefoot toad), 2669 nucleotides. It is a transcript of the gene RBM39, whose product is annotated as RNA binding motif protein 39. Gene Ontology annotation, molecular function: RNA binding; U1 snRNP binding. The record is from RefSeq and is a predicted model, not a curated record. NCBI's taxonomy places the organism in Eukaryota, Metazoa, Chordata, Amphibia, Anura, Pelobatidae. The coding region runs from base 299 to 1915 and encodes 538 amino acids. Gene Ontology annotation, biological process: mRNA processing. The transcript has 17 exons. Gene Ontology annotation, cellular component: nucleus.